UGCUGAUCAUGAUGACAACUUGGAAAGGGAUGAUGAUGCAAAUUUCAGUGAUGUUGAGUACACAUUAGAGAGUGAUUCGGCAGAUGAAGAUGAUAACGAUGUGUACAAAAUGUCUGAUGAAGAAGCAACAUCUUUGGAGGAUAAGAGCAUAGCAGAUGAAACAUACAACCAGGCACAAAGCACCCCCUCUUGCCUUGUAUCAUUUGGGCCACACCAGAAGCUGAGCAGAGGUAAAGAAAUGUAUGCUCUAAAAGAUGAAUAUGAAUUAGGCCAAGAUUCAAAAUUCAUCUGCACGCUUAGUUUAAUCCUUGGAGUGUUUGCAUCGAGAUGUCAGACACCUGGAUGUAUUGCUGCACCAACAGUAAAACAUCACUUUGUGGGAACAACUCUAGUUGUUAGCUCAACAUGUUCAUCCAGGCACAUGCACAAGUUCUGUUCAUCAAGGGAAGUUAACAACAUGUUUGUCAACAAUCUGCAAACUGUGGCUUCAAUUAUGCUCUCUGGGAGUCACUAUGCUAAAGCAAAUCGCUUAGCAAAAUUCUUAAACUUGGAAUUUGUGUCCAAAUCCAGCUACUAUCGCUUUCAACGCCUGUAUUUAAUUCCUGAGAUAAACAAUUGGUGGAAUUGGAUGAAAUCGGAACUGAUAACAGAGUUUGCUGGCAAAGACAUUGUUGUUGGUGGUGAUGGUCAAUGUGACUCUCCAGGCUUCAAUGCCAAGAAUUUAUGUUAUUUUACUGUGGAGGUGGAUAGCAAUUACAUUCUUGACAUUGAAGUCUUGGACAAAAGGCAUGUUGGCCUCAUCUCAACAAAUAUGGAGAAAGAGGCAGUGAAGCGAAGCAUGGAUCGUCUUCGGAAGGAAGUCAGAAUUGUUGAGUUGGUCAAAGAUGCUUCUUCAUCUGUGAAGGCAUUUCUUGGUAAGUACCCUCAGUGUUAUUCUAUGAAUUGA
Molecule: messenger RNA, 946 nt
Organism: Dendronephthya gigantea
Lineage: Eukaryota; Metazoa; Cnidaria; Anthozoa; Malacalcyonacea; Nephtheidae
Exons: 2
Coding region: 110-946 (278 amino acids)
Source: RefSeq, a predicted model, not a curated record